AUGGAACAGCCUGCAACCAAUCAAUGUAUCUCUAACACACACUACUACUAUUUCCCACGGUCAUACACAGUCUGUUUGGAGGAAACCUUGUUUAAUCACCUGACAAGUUACAGUACUUUUCCUCAAUCCACUUUCUGUCCUCAGGUGAAGAGUUACUGGCUGGGCCCUCACUACAUCAAGGAGGGGCAGGAAGGAAACGACAUCCGACGCACCAACGUCCCCGACAUCCGUGUGGCGUACCGUUACGAGACCAUGUGUGAAGAACUCAACCUCAUCACCCAGGCCAUCCGCACAGACGAGCUGGAGGCCAUCACAGAAGAGGAAGGGACUCUGUGUAUGGGGCCUGUCUAGGGGGAGAGAGGAGGGAGGUCUGUCUAUGGGGCCUGUCUAGGGGGAGAGAGGAGGGGCAGAGA
Oncorhynchus gorbuscha (pink salmon) is the source of this 413-nucleotide messenger RNA. Its product is annotated as AMP deaminase 2-like. Gene Ontology annotation, cellular component: cytosol. Gene Ontology annotation, molecular function: AMP deaminase activity. NCBI's taxonomy places the organism in Eukaryota, Metazoa, Chordata, Actinopteri, Salmoniformes, Salmonidae. Bases 1 to 351 code for a protein of 116 amino acids. Gene Ontology annotation, biological process: AMP metabolic process; IMP salvage. The transcript has a single exon. The record is from RefSeq and is a predicted model, not a curated record.